This is a messenger RNA of Iphiclides podalirius (scarce swallowtail), 237 nucleotides long. The record is from the annotation of a GenBank genome assembly. Lineage: Eukaryota; Metazoa; Arthropoda; Insecta; Lepidoptera; Papilionidae.
AUGAUUGAAGUUGUUGAAGUAAAUGAGAAAUUCUUUAGUGAGAUUCCUACUUUAACUACAUUGUCGCUGAAUUCUUCUCCUGCUAUUGCCGAGACAUUAUUUCAGGAAAAUAAAACAUUAGCUGGUGAACAACUAUUUACAACACUAGUCAACAUUGACCGGUCAUCCAUUAUAGCCACGCGCUAUCUUCAAUUGAAUAUCAAUACACUGCGGACGUCCAACAAAGGAACUAAUCCA